Molecule: messenger RNA, 879 nt
Organism: Propithecus coquereli (Coquerel's sifaka)
Lineage: Eukaryota; Metazoa; Chordata; Mammalia; Primates; Indriidae
Gene: MSR1
Product: macrophage scavenger receptor 1
Exons: 5
Coding region: 1-879 (292 amino acids)
Biological process (GO): receptor-mediated endocytosis
Cellular component (GO): membrane
Molecular function (GO): scavenger receptor activity
Source: RefSeq, a predicted model, not a curated record
AUGAAUUAUGCUUCUCAAUUCCUGAAGUGGGAUGUGAAGAAUUGCACAGUUGGUUCAGUUUAUGAAAAUGGUAUAUCUCAAAGUCUCACAGGAAAAGGAAAUGGCAGUGAAGAAGCAACGAGAUUUCAAGAAGUUGUUAUGGAACACAUGAGCAACAUGGAGAGGAGAAUCCAGCAUAUUUCAGAUACAGAAGCCAAUCUCAUAGAUUCAGAGCGUUUUCAAAAUUUCAGUGUGACAACUGAUCAAAGAUUUAGUGAUGUUCUUCUCCAGCUAAGUGCCUUGGUUUCCUCAGUCCAGGAACAUGGGAAUGCAAUAGAUGAAAUCUCCAAGUCCUUAAUAAGUCUGAAUACCACAUUGCUGGAUUUGCAGCUCAAUAUGGAAAUGUUGAAUGGCAAAAUCCAAGAGAAUACGAUUAAACAACAAAAGGCAGUCAAGGAAAGCAAAAGUUGCGAACUCUAUUUCAACAUCAUCCUGUUUACCCUGAUUUCUCUGGCAGUCUUACGAGAAGUUUUCAAGUGGAUUUACCUAGUGCCUUCUCCAGACUCCCAGAAAAAUGGGAAAUGUUUUCCCAUUGGAUCUCUAUCUAGGACAGUUCGACUCGUUGGCGGCAGAGGCCCUCACGAGGGUAGAGUGGAGAUAUUCCACGACGGCCGGUGGGGUACAAUUUGUGAUGACCGCUGGGAAGUGCGCGUUGGACAGGUCAUCUGUAGAAGUUUGGGAUACCAAGGCGUUCAAAGCGUGCACAAGGGAGCUCACUUUGGACAAGGAACUCAAAACACGUUCACUGUGUCUGAAUCUUUUUCACGUACCAAAAGACAGAGUUACCGACAGGUACCAGAUAUUUGUCACAUCUUUGUGUCCUCGGUGAAAAAGAACUAG